This is a messenger RNA of Sinocyclocheilus grahami, 1031 nucleotides long. Its product is annotated as 5'-AMP-activated protein kinase subunit beta-1-like. Lineage: Eukaryota; Metazoa; Chordata; Actinopteri; Cypriniformes; Cyprinidae. The transcript has 5 exons. Gene Ontology annotation, molecular function: protein kinase binding. Gene Ontology annotation, biological process: signal transduction. Gene Ontology annotation, cellular component: nucleotide-activated protein kinase complex; cytoplasm; nucleus. Bases 1 to 561 code for a protein of 186 amino acids. The record is from RefSeq and is a predicted model, not a curated record.
AUGAGUAGAAAGAGGAAAGAACCUUCCACCUGCUUUUCCUUACUGUUUUGUUCUCCAUCUCCUUUUAACAGUCAUAAUAAUUUUGUGGCCAUAAUUGACCUGCCAGAAGGCGAGCACCAGUAUAAGUUCUAUGUGGACGGACACUGGAUAUUAGAUCCCAAAGAGCCUGUUGUGACUAAUAAGUCAGGUGUGAUGAAUAAUGUCAUUAAAGUGAGGAAAACAGACUUUGAGGUUUUUGAUGCACUGAAGACAGACUCUGAGAAAUGUGCCGACAUGUCAGACUUAUCCAGCUCCCCACCUGGACCAUACCAUCAAGAUCCCUACUCAACCAAAUCAGAAGACAGACUGCGCUCUCCUCCCAUACUCCCACCACACCUGCUGCAGGUGCUCCUCAACAAAGACACUGGAAUCUCUUGUGACCCAACCCUGCUGCCUGAACCAAACCAUGUGAUGCUCAACCACCUGUACGCCCUUUCCAUCAAGGAUGGCGUGAUGGUUCUUAGUGCGACACACCGCUACAAAAAGAAGUAUGUGACCACACUGCUGUACAAGCCUAUAUGAUCUCAAUCCACCAACACUAUUCUCUCUGGUUUCUGCCUUAUACUACUAAAUGUUAUUCAUCGAAGAAAGGGACCAUACCUAUCAAACGUUACCAAACGCAUGCGUCUCUGUGAGUUUAUAGUUGUGUGUUUCUGAAUGUCAGCGUCCGAUCCAUAAACCAAUAUUUACAAUGUUUGCACAAAUAAUGUAAUGCGUUUGCUACAUGUAAAAAUAUCAGCUUGCAGACGUGUUUUGUAUGUGGCUUUUCAGUUUAUGAAUUUCAAAAUACUCCUUGAUCAUUCAAAGGACAUCUGUGAUGUCUGUUUUCAUCUUUUCUUAGAGAACUUGAUUCCUGGGAUGUUACUAAAAGACAUUUGACAUUUAAUGUGAACAUUCCCAUUACGUUCCUCUGGAUUUAGAAAAUCUGCAAAUAACAUGAUAACUGUUGAUGAAUGGACCAUUGUGCUAAUAAAAUGCACACUAAAACAUUA